AUUCUGACAGCAAGCACAAGAAAAAGAAGAGAAAAGGUGCUCGUGAGGAGAAAAAGAAGAAAGCAAAAGACAAGCAGAAACCUGACAGGAGGCGAGACAGAUCCAAGAACAGUGACGACAAUGACAGCGAGAAACAGGCGAGGACGGACAGGAGAGGCCGUGCACAAGGGAGUGAACGUGCACGACAGGAUGAGCGUGCACGACAGGAUGAGCGUGCACGACAGGAUGAGCGUGCACGAGAAGAUGAGCGGGUACGAGAAGAUGAGCGGGUACGAGAGGAUCCCCGGCACAGAGGACGGAAUGAAGUUUCAGAGGAGGAGGAGCGGAGACGAAAAACAAACAGACAAGCAGACAGUGAGAGAGAGGAGAAACGAGGGAGAGACGGGGAGAGAGGGAGGGACAGAGAGAAAGAAAAGAAGAGAGACAGAGACCGGAACAAAGAGAACAGAGAAAGGAACAAAGAGAGAAAAGACAAGAGGAGAUAAACUUCAUCUGGUUUUGAUGGACUUCUCACUGUUGUUCCUCUUUUCCUCCUGUCUCUGCUAAUGUGGCUUUCUCCUUCCAUUUAUUUUUCUGUUCUCAAAAUACAAAAAAUAAAGUUGUUUUACAUAUU
Molecule: messenger RNA, 613 nt
Organism: Austrofundulus limnaeus
Lineage: Eukaryota; Metazoa; Chordata; Actinopteri; Cyprinodontiformes; Rivulidae
Product: pre-mRNA-splicing factor CWC22 homolog
Source: RefSeq, a predicted model, not a curated record